This is a messenger RNA of Camellia sinensis, 675 nucleotides long. RefSeq names its product ATP-dependent DNA helicase PIF1-like. Gene Ontology annotation, molecular function: DNA helicase activity. Gene Ontology annotation, biological process: telomere maintenance; DNA repair. The record is from RefSeq and is a predicted model, not a curated record. NCBI's taxonomy places the organism in Eukaryota, Viridiplantae, Streptophyta, Magnoliopsida, Ericales, Theaceae.
AUGGGCAAAGACAUCAAAGAUUUCAAUAUUUGCUUUGAUAACAUGAUCUCAUCUGAUAAUCAAGACAUAUACCGCAAAAUUGAAAAAGAAAUGAAUAUUGUUGUUUCUGAAGCUGAUUACCAAUCUAUUUCCCUAUUAUCCUCAGAACAAAAAGUAACAUUUGACAAAAUCUUAAAUAGGGUCUUCUUAGGAAAUCAAGGGUGUUUUUUCAUAGAUAGUCCUGGAAGCACUGGUAAGACCUUUUUAUAUAAGGCAUUGUUGGCAGCAAUUAGAUCCAAGAAUUACAUUGCUCUUGCAACAACAACAUUUGAAGUAGCAGCCUCUAUUCUUCCAGGAGGCCACACAUCCCAUUCUUGUUUCAAAAUACCUAUAGAUGUAGAUACAUAUAAAUCUUGCAACAUAGGUAAACAAACUGGGCUUGCAAAUCUUUUGAGAACUGUAAAACUAUUCAUUUGGGAUGAGGCACCCAUGGCUAAGAGGGAAAAUAUUGAGGCAUUGAAUGAUAUGUUAAAGAAUAUCAAUGAGUCAGAGUUACUCUUUGGAGGCAAAAUUGUAGUUUUGGGUGGUGAUUUUCAACAAAUACCACCAGUCAUUCCCAAAAGAACAAAAUAUGAUUCAAUUAAUGCUAGCUUGGUCAAUUCAGAAUUACGAAAAUCUUUUGAGAAACAAAGUUGA